This is a messenger RNA of Aspergillus niger, 372 nucleotides long. RefSeq lists its product as hypothetical. The record is from RefSeq and is a predicted model, not a curated record. Bases 1 to 372 code for a protein of 123 amino acids. The transcript has 4 exons. NCBI's taxonomy places the organism in Eukaryota, Fungi, Ascomycota, Eurotiomycetes, Eurotiales, Aspergillaceae.
AUGGACUAUGACCAAGGUAAUGUUCUUGAUGUGGGUUCGCGGUUCACCGGAGCUAAGAUUGGGUUUGGGGUCAGCUCCUCUUCGCUUAUCGUAUCGUAUCGGCAUUCGGCAGAUGCUGGCUGGGCGGCACGUGCUCAGAUGAGCCGCUGCUACUGGCCUGAGGCUCUGAGGCAGCAACUGUUGAUGCCUGAUGCUUUUAUACUACUCAUGCCAAUCUACAAGACACAAGACAUCGAACACACGUCACCUAUUGCUUCUUAUUAUGCCACAGUAGAAAGUCUACUUGCUCGUCAACUUCCAACUGGCAGUACCUUCUCAUUCAAAGGCGAUACUGCUAGCUGUGGACCAUGGCAUACCGACGAUCAGUUUUGA